UCGCGUGUUUUUUGAUGCGCCAGUGAGUGAGUGUUUGUGGGGAAGAACACUUGUGUUUUAGCGUGACGGAAGAAAACCACGGAUACCUGCUUUCAUCCGGCGAGAACAAGGUAGGCCACGAGGCUGCGGCUUUCGCGCUAAGCAUGAGGAGGACGUGACAAAGGGACAGACGGAGAGAACUGUGCAAGCGCUGCCCUCGUCCUGUCCCCGCCGAGAGCCGAGCUGCCAGCCUCCAACAUGCCUCAUACAGGUCAGGCCGGUGUCAACCAGCUGGGCGGGGUUUUCGUGAACGGACGCCCCUUGCCAGACUGCGUGCGGCGUCGCAUCGUGGAGCUGGCGCUGAUGGGGGUGCGCCCCUGCGACAUCUCCCGGCAGCUCCUCGUCUCCCACGGCUGCGUCUCCAAGAUCCUGACCCGAUUCUACGAGACAGGCUCGAUCCGCCCCGGCUCGAUUGGCGGCUCCAAGACCAAGCAGGUGGCCACGCCCACGGUUGUGAAGAAGAUUCUGCGCUUCAAGCAGGAGAACCCUGGCAUGUUCGCGUGGGAGAUCAGGGACCAGCUCCUGGCGCAGAGGAUUUGCGACCCUAACUCGAUCCCCAGCGUCAGCUCUGUGAACCGCAUCCUCCGAAACAGCGGCGCGUGGACGGAGGCAGACCUGGUGUCCGCGGCUGCAGCGGUAGCUUCCGGAGGACCUUGCCCGCCAGGCCCCAGCAGUGCGCAGCAUUCCACAGAAGCAGCUCUCCGUUCUCCCACUGGUGGCUCAACUUACCAGCACAAGACAGCGUCACUGGUGACAGGAAGAAUGGGAUUCUUCACUCCACACCCCCAGCUACCUCAAGGUUUUAGCCACGCGAACCACCAGCAGCAUCACAGUUACACCUCAAACACUAGCACCACUUCUGGACGCCUUGUCGCCCUGCACCAACUUCACACCACGACAGCACCCACCACACUUACCACCAAAGGCACCAUCAGUCAUCACCAGUCACCAUGGGCAAAUUUCAUGAUCUCUUGUCGACCCCACCACAGCGCCCUGCCCUACCACCCUCGCUACGGGGCUCUUAUGAUGUCAGAGGGAGGCUUCACUGGCGGCCAGCUACCUGCUGAAGCCCACAGUUCGUAUCUCCUCCAAGGCUCACACAGUAACAGCAGCAGUAUCGCGGGUAGCGAAGAGGACUCCAGGGAUAAAAGCGAAGACGGUGAUGAAGAUGAAGAAGACGUUAGGAUGACACCAGAAAGAAGAAAAGACAAUAAGCAGAAAAUGGAGCAACAACAGCAACAGGAGCCGCAGCCAGAGAAGAAGCGCAAUCCGUACUCCAUAGAGGAACUUCUGAAGAAACCUGAUAUCGCGAAGAAGCCUUCAACAUCGCCAGCGACCCUGUCACUCCAGACCAUGUUCCUCCAGCCCCCAUGCGGUCUGCUGGUAGACAAGCCCUGCACUUGCAGCCUGGUGUCAGCAGUGAGGCCUCAUCAGGACCACGAGGCCUCUUGUAUCGACCUCAUCGAGGCUUCCUCGUCAUCGUCUUGUGCCUCAUCCGUCACAGUCCCCAUAUCCAUGUCGCAGACAGGAAGUCUACACAAACAGACAGCAACUUGCAACACGUAGUACGUGGCACGUUUCUGAGGGGUCUCUAAGAGCUGUUAGGUUUGAACUGUAAGCAGUUGACAGGAAGAUUCACUUCCCGUGCUACGCACGAAAAGUCUGGCUCAGAAAUAAACGUUCGGUUUCACUGCAUUUAGUGUUUCAUAAGAUGAGUAGAAGGAAUAGGCUUCACACAUGUCGGCGGUUGAAGUUGGCUAUUUGUAGAUAUUCCAUAGGCUAAUAUGAAGCACCGUAUUUAUCCGAACGUAAUAAGCACCCGGUUUCUAAAAGCCUAUAAGUACGGUUAACCGCUAUAAGUGUACUGGGUAAUUCAUAAGUUCCUUCCAGAACCCUCGACAAUAAUUUAUAAUCACAGCAACCAUAUAGCCAUAUAUUUGGUCCACAAAGUGAUUCUAAAUUACUGUCGGGGUUUCGGACGAAAUUAUGAGUUACCCUGCUUUAAAAAUAAGUUUAGUGCGUGCCGUGCCGAAUUUUUUUGGAGGCAGUUUCUAGCAAAUGCACAAAUCAGAGUAACGAAAUAAAGGGGUAAGAUAUCUUGUGGAGAUCUGUAGGCAAACAAAUAUUUUUGCCGCCAAAACAGCUCGAUCAUUGUCUUUUGGUGUCUUGUUUUGGUUUGCCUCCUGUCGGCACGUUAAGAUUUAUUUCAUGCUGCUGUCCCGUUUGCCCUAACACACACAGGUCAAGCAUUAGACGACGGCAAAGAAUGGAUGUAACGCCGUAUAGUCCGGUAGAAUUCCAUCAAUGUAUCGGCUUAACCUAUGCCUUCAUCUUCAGGAUCUGAUAAAAACCAUGCAAGAAACCAGCAACAAGGAGGCGAAAAUAAAUCGAAUUCGACAAGAGAGUUUAAUUGUUGUGCCUUACUUGUAUGCAAAUAUUAACCUCUUUGGAUGUGGUUCGCCAUUUCUUUUUGUCGCAAAUGCUCGAGUGGGAUUGCCGGAACUCCAAAAGCCACUUCACGACCGCCGAGUAAGAUAGAAGCCGCACUCAAAAUGUAUCGGUCGCUAUUGACGACCAGGUUCUGUACUUUUCAUCCUCUGUGUAUACAUUUUGAAGGGAUGAUAAUGAGCGUUAAUUUUUGGCAACUAACAUAAGCUAGCACGGAAAGUUAAAUUUAUAACACAAUUCCAAAAUCUGUGUCAUUUCUAGAACAUUCUGUAUAGUAAUUCAGUCAACAUGUUAGUCUCAGUGUGUGAGUUACGUAUUUUAGAUAUCCUAAAGGAGGGACACGAGUUCCUAUUUCACCCAUAGCUAUGUCGGUGAUUAGCGAUAAGCGACGAUCAGCAAACAAACAAAGCAGCAACAUGCCCGGGUUCCUUCUUCUCGGAUGGUAAGAAGCGGACUGAAUAAUGAAACAUUGCGAGCCCGUAAAGACGUCUUGUAAAUCUGGAUUAUGAUGAGAAAUAUGAGGGCCAGUUCAUUCAACUACGAACACCGCACGUGACUGGUCUGGGCUGUAUCGGUCGCCUCUCUCUCUUUGGUACUGGGUUCUAACCCCCACGGCCUUGUGUGAGGGUUGAGGCUCUCAUGGAGAUGACUAUGAAGUAACGCCGUGUAGUCUGGUGGAAAUUUACCGACAUUCCGGGUGAACCUGCUGCCUGAUACACAAAACAGGGGCAGUACACUCCUCCGAAACGUCCGUAAACUCUUCCAGAUUACACGCCAGAUUCCACACAGCCUUAUUUUCCCCAAAGAACAUUAUUUUAUUUUUAAUGGGUUUCUCAAAGAAUGAUUAAUAAUUGUUGUCUGAUUAAUUUAUCCCCUUAAAGAACGGUGGUUACAAUUGAACCGUCCAAGUCUUCUGGACCUCCUGCUUGGGCAGCGUUAACUGAGGGGUGGGUGUGUGGGUAAGGACAGGUAACUCAGCAGGACUGACUCUGUCUCAAGGGUCGCAUUAACGGGGAAACACGCCGGUCAUUCAUCAUACGGCAAGCCACAAAGUUUGAAUUUGAUGAUAAAUAUAUUUAUUUUACUUCGCAAGUUUACACUCCUAACAGUGAAUCACUAAAUUCUCAGAAGCGACGAGACGUAAUGGUGUGCUCGAUUUCUCCCUCGCGUCAGUUUAUCCACUACUGGCAUCAAUUUAUUAUAACGAAUUUCCGAUGUCGCAAAACACGUCCGUUGACCGUUGAAGUUAUUACUAAAAUCCCCCAAAAGAUGACUCGUACCAACGACGCAUCACCUCCCAACAGUGGCGUCCGUCGCUAACACCAGUUCCUCAUUAUCAGUGGCUGGAUUCGAACAGAGUUCCUCACCCCCACACCGAAUAUAGGCAUUCAUAUUGGUUAAAACAAACGAAAGUCACGUCAUCCUAUGCAAUGCAUUUCCACAUCUGGAAGCCAACAGCGCCAGGAUCUGCUCCGACCGGCUGGACCCCUCUAGAGUUGAUUCAGAAACCGACCUGUGCUCAUAUGUUUUGCUGCAGACCCCACAGAAGAUCUCCAAGCGCCGCGACAUACUCCCCAGCUUCGAACCCAAUUAAUAAAUCGAGAAAUACAGGAGAAAGUGAGUAGCGGGGAUGUUAGACAGAAAACUGAAGUACACUACUGUGUAGCAUCAGACCAAGAGUUUCCUAGUCAGUAAAACUGUAAGUUGUCUUCGUCUUGCGAAAUAAAGGCGUCUGUCUGUCACGGCAUUUAACUUAUUCACUCUGAAAUGUUGAAGAGGACAUCUGUAGUUUAUUUGUGAACUUAUAUGU
Molecule: messenger RNA, 4297 nt
Organism: Cryptotermes secundus
Lineage: Eukaryota; Metazoa; Arthropoda; Insecta; Blattodea; Kalotermitidae
Gene: Poxn
Product: paired box pox-neuro protein
Exons: 5
Coding region: 238-1605 (455 amino acids)
Biological process (GO): anatomical structure development; regulation of transcription by RNA polymerase II
Molecular function (GO): DNA-binding transcription factor activity, RNA polymerase II-specific; RNA polymerase II cis-regulatory region sequence-specific DNA binding
Source: RefSeq, a predicted model, not a curated record